This is a messenger RNA of Haliotis rubra (blacklip abalone), 1447 nucleotides long. Its product is annotated as 3'-5' exoribonuclease 1-like. Gene Ontology annotation, molecular function: nucleic acid binding; 3'-5'-RNA exonuclease activity. Lineage: Eukaryota; Metazoa; Mollusca; Gastropoda; Lepetellida; Haliotidae. The coding region runs from base 16 to 1233 and encodes 405 amino acids. Gene Ontology annotation, cellular component: nucleolus; cytoplasm. Gene Ontology annotation, biological process: exonucleolytic trimming to generate mature 3'-end of 5.8S rRNA from tricistronic rRNA transcript (SSU-rRNA, 5.8S rRNA, LSU-rRNA). The transcript is spliced from 7 exons. The record is from RefSeq and is a predicted model, not a curated record.
UAUCAUUUGAGCAAAAUGGAAGGUAAAAUGGAGAGAAAACUUUGUUCCAAAAGUGAUCAGCCGUUAAGGGAACAAAAUGAGGAAGAAAAGGCGAAAACCAGUGGUUCUUUAACAAUAACCAAGAAGGAAAUUGAUAGGGCCCAAACUGAUCAUUCUAAGCCCAGGAAGGACGUGGCAAGUGCAGGAGAGUUUUCUGACCCAGUGUACAAGAAGCUGGCUAGGCUGAAUGGAGAGGUCAACAAGAUGACUAAAGACCAGCUGAAAGCAAAACUGACAGAACUCAAACUAGACACCAACGGAGUGAAGGAAGUUCUGAAACGUCGAUUAAAGAAUGUCUACAAGAAGCAAAAGUUAAUGAAGGCCCGCAUUAAGCCCCCAGGCAGCACCAAAUAUGACUACCUUGUUGUCAUUGACUACGAAGCCACAUGUGAGAGGGAGGUGGAUGACUAUCAGCAUGAGAUCAUCGAAUUCCCAGCCAUACUAGUAGAUGUAGCCGACAUGAGCAUUGCAGAUGAGUUUCACUCCUACUGCAGGCCUGUGUUGAACCCCAAGCUGACAGAAUUCUGUGUACAGCUGACAGGCAUCACACAGACUAAAGUGGCAGCUGCACCAAAGUUUCCACAGGUUCUGACAUCUUUCUCAGAAUGGAUGCAAGGUCACCAUCUAGGAGAUGGACACUCAUUUGCCAUCGUCACAGAUGGUCCGUGGGACAUGAGCCGGUUCCUCCACAUGCAGUGUCAGUUCAGUGGCCUUGACUUCCCGCGGUGGGCUCGCAAGUGGGUCAACAUCAGGAAAGUGUACAGCAACUUCUACCAGUGUCGUCGAUGUGGUAUCGAGGCCAUGCUCAUCAGCCUAGGAAUGACCUUUCAAGGUCAGCUUCACUGUGGGAGGGAUGAUGCCAGGAACAUCGCUCGCAUCGCAUUGCGACUUCUCAGUGAUGGUGCUACUCUCAAAAUUAAUGAGUAUUUAACACAGAGCACCAACCGUCGACAAGACAGGACAGGCGAAGUGGAAAAUGUUUCCCCUUCAAAUCCGGUACCUUCAGAUAUCUGCUCAGAGGAUGAGUUGGAAACAGGAGAUGGUGCAAAGGUCACUGAUGAGGUCAAAGCAAAGGUCAAGGCCAAUAAGGUUGAUUCAGAAUUAUCAAGUGGUGUUAAACAGCUGUCUCUUCAGGAUGAACAGGAUGACGGUAUUGAAGAUUUGCUGGCUUACUACAAACUGCAGUCUUCCUAACGGGCACCACUGUGACCAGCUGUUGGCCAUAAUGUCAUGACCUCUGUAACUGCAUUGUGGUUCACACUCACCACUGAUUGGAUGAUGUUCUAAUUGUUUCUACUGAGCUGAUUGGAUGAUGUCCUGAUUGCUUCUACUGAGCUGAUUGGAUGAUGUCCUGAUUGCUUCUACUGAGCUGAUUGGAUGAUGUCCUGUUGCUUCUACUGAGCUGAUU